CACCACAAACAGACCACUGUUCGUCCUGCACCGGCGGGGACACAACACACAGCCACUGACUCAGUCGGGACAUGACUGAUAGCAACUAGCUGAGUACCGGCUCCCAAGAAGAUUUUUGCUGGGAAAAGGGAAAAACUGGAUAUAGAGGGCAAAAUCCCGUCAAACCAUUUUUUUUCUUUCUUUUUUUCUUUUUUUAAAAAGAGGUCGCGAUCUAAAACAGCCGUGUUUGCUUUCCCAGCUACCGUCACUUGAUGAUACCACUGAAGGAGUCGGUCAAGUGCGGUGAACUUUGGGCUUAUUAUUUGGCUGUUGUAGUGGUUAGUGGUUUGCAACUUUCUCAGGGUACAUUUAACUGCACUUCAUUGGGCAUUGUUAUCACGAGAGGGUGUUGUUAAGUUGAACAUGUUGGCAGUAAAUGAUUUACUAAAGCAGUUCUGCGGCAGUCCCGCUUUGCUGAUAGCAGGCAUUGCUGCAGGCACUGAGGCUCUUUUGUAAAGUGCACUUUCAAGGUUACUUAUUAGGCAGCGACUUUGAUGUGGAUUAAAUGAGACGUGCGCUCUCGUGGGUAACCCCAGCUGUAAUAGAGCACAGUAGAGCAAGGUGAGGCGGUCUGUCAGCGGUGCAAAAUACAAGUAAAAACUUCUAGGAGAAAGCUAUAUGGACAUAUAUUGGCUCUCGUAUGAGUGAAGACAACUUACCGACAUUUAUGGGGGGUCAGUGUGUAAUGCGGCUCUGACUGUAAAUCUGAAAUGGAGCUCUGUUCCAGGAUGCAAGUGCACUGUUGAAGACUGCUGUAGCGUUCUUGCUAGGGGGUAAUUCACUGCAGUUUUUAUUACGACUUUUACUGCACAAACUAACAAUAUUAGGACUAAAAACCAGUCAAAGACAAAGUAAUACACCGUAGAGAGUGAACCACCAGCAACACCGACUGAUUCCCCUCGCGCCCAGACCAUGGCAUCCACCUCGCGGAACAGCUGCUUCUGGUUGCUCUGGAGACGGACCUUCCUCGCGCUGUCCAUGUGUGCGCUGGGGGCGCGUGGAGCGGAGGAUGCCAGCCCCUUCAACGCAGAGUCAUGGCUGAGGAUGUACGGUUACCUCCCCCAGGCCAGCAGACAGAUGUCAACCAUGCGAUCGGCUCAGAUCCUGUCCAAUGCCGUCAGCGACAUGCAACGCUUCUACGGCCUGGAGGUCACUGGACAGAUGGACCCUCAAACCAUCAGUGCCAUGAGGAGACCCCGCUGCGGUGUGCCUGACAAGUUUGGAGGCCAGAUCAAAACCAACGUACGGCGGAAACGCUACGCCCUCACUGGACAUAAAUGGAACAAGAGCCACCUCACUUACAGUAUCCAGAACUACACUCCCAAGAUUGGAGAGUAUAACUCAUUCGAAGCCAUCCGGCGGGCGUUUAAAGUCUGGGAGGGAGUGACCCCGUUGACCUUUGACGAAAUCCCAUACCAGGAGAUUAAAUAUGGACGCCGCAAGGAGCCCGACAUCAUGAUCUUCUUUGCUUCGGGGUUUCAUGGAGACAGCUCUCCUUUUGAUGGGGAGGGAGGCUUCCUCGCUCAUGCCUACUUCCCCGGACCUGGAAUGGGUGGGGACACGCACUUUGACUCCGAUGAACCAUGGACCAUAGGAAACCAGAACGUACAGGGUAAUGACCUCUUCCUUGUGGCAAUCCACGAGCUGGGCCACGCCCUGGGCUUAGAGCACUCCAACAACCCACUGGCCAUCAUGGCUCCCUUUUACCAAUGGAUGGAGACUGAGAACUUCCAGUUGCCUGAGGACGACAAGCGAGGCAUACAGCAGAUCUAUGGUCAACCAGACAGUGGUCCCACCCAGGCCUUGCCCACUGUGACACCCCGACGCCCGGAGCCCAGGCCACCUCAGACACCUCCUCGGCAUCCGGACCGCCCCAGGACCACCGAAAGACCAGAUCACUACGGACCCAAUAUCUGUGAAGGGAACUUUGACACGGUCGCCAUGCUCCGAGGAGAGAUGUUUGUUUUCAAGGGCCGUUGGUUUUGGCGGGUGCGUAAGAACAGGGUGCUGGAUAACUACCCCAUGCCCAUCAGUCACUUCUGGAGGGGUCUGCCUGGAGACAUAGAUGCUGCUUAUGAGAGACACGACGGCAGGUUCGUCUUCUUUAAAGGAAACAGAUUCUGGCUUUUCAGGGAGGCUAACCUGGAACAGGGCUAUCCACUGGAGCUGGUUGAUUACGGUCGAGAUAUUCCCUACGACCGAAUAGACACAGCCAUCUGGUGGGAGCCAUCCGGCUACACUUACAUCUUUCAAGGAGACUGGUACUGGCGCUUCAACGAGCAGUCGCGCCUGGCUGACAGAGGCUACCCCAAACCAAUCAGCAUCUGGGGAUCGUCAGUGCCUUCGACUCCCAAGGGGGCCUUCCUCAGCGAUGAUGGGGCUUACACCUUCUUCUACAAGGGCUCCAAGUACUGGAAGUUUGACAACCACCGCAUGAAGAGCGAACCCGGCUACCCUAAGUCCAUUCUGAGAGACUUCAUGGGCUGCAGCGUGGACCUGGACCCAGACAGAGACACGGACACAGACUCGGGACGCAAAUUCCCUGACGUAAACCGCCCACCUUUCAACCCGGACGUGGGCCGUGACGGCGACAAGGGCAAAGACCGGGAUGGAACGGAUCGCGGCGGGACGGACAAAGACGCUGGCAAAGGGGCGGACAACGACAAAGACAAAGAUGAAGACUACCGUGAGGGCCGCGAGGAAGACACUAACGAGGUGGAUGUGGUGCUGAAGGUGGACGACAGCGAGGAACGGACCAUGAACAUCCUGAUGGUGACCAUCCCACUGGUCCUGGUGCUGUGCAUCCUGGGAUUGAUCUACGCCAUCAUCAACACGCUGCAGAGCAAAGGGGCGCCGCGGCUGCUGGUGCACUGCAAGCGCUCGCUGCAGGACUGGGUCUGACCUUUGACAUUAGGGGACACUGAACUUUGAACUUAAAUUGGACCUUAGACCCCGCCCUCCUCUAAUCCAGCCCUCUUCCCAGUGAUCCAUCUGUCUCAAGUCUCUGUGCUCAGUGGCUCUUGCAACUCGUAGUACAUGUGGUAGUAGAUCCAAUACUGUACUGAUACACACAGACACACACACACACACACACACACACUAGCAGCAAGCAUAAAUUAUGUCUUACAUAUACACCCCCACCCCCCAACACACACCACCCUAACCUCCUCCUGUCUCCCAUGGUGCUCUACAAUGCGUUGACUGUAGUCUAUUUAUAUGAGAGAAGUUUGCACAUUGUUUUUUUUCCUUCUUGUUUUUGUUCAUUUUGAGUGACUUUAUGUUGUUGUUAUUAUUUUUUCUAAACCAGGAAGGCCCCUCCAUUCUCUCUCCCGCCUCUGCACCGCCCUCCUCCUUCUCCUAAUCUCAGUAGGGGCUUUUUUCCCUCGCUGAUAACUUGACAUCUGCUUAUGCUAUCACAGUUGCCGUUCAAAAAAAGAAAUGCAUAGGGUUACAAAAGAUUUGUAGACGGACCACUAUGCUUCAAAUAGGGUUCAGUAGUGUUCCCUCCUCCUCUAGUUGUCUUGCUCCAUCUCGUCGACUUUCUCUACAGUGCAAUAUGUCAUGGGGUGUGAGGUGAGCUAGAGAGAAACAGGGUUUGGUCCAAACAGACAUUUCACUGUAGUUUACAUUAAGAGGUAUUUUGUGGGCUGCCUUCAGCCCAGAUAUCAUCCUCCCUUUGACUCCUUUUCAUUGUGAUUAGGCUGCGGUUGUAACUCUGAAGGAGUUCAGUUUAUUAGCUAUACAGGCACUGUGUUGGUUUUAAACCAUAAUUCCACUGUAUUACAACUUAGAUCUUAUUUUUAAUGGUAAUUUUAAUAGUAAUAAUAAGAUUGUACUCAUCAAAAGAAUUGCUGGUAAUGUGGUGAUGUUGCUAAAAAUAUGUGAAUCAUACAUGCUUAAAACAAAGCACCAGGUUGGCCAAACGUCUUUGGAAGAAAAUGAAAACAGAUGAAAGGUACACUGUCUGUUGUAAACCAGUUUACAGACAAGCUUGCUGGUUCUACUUUGGCCCACCGUAUGCUACUUCACAUGCAAUGAGUGAUUACUUACAUUCUGGGUUUGGUUUACCCCUAGAUAAGAUAAUCUGUCUAACAUGGCCGUCUGUUUAAAGGAAUGGUUUGACAUUUUGAUGAAUACACUUUUGUGGACGGUUAAGACAAGAUCUCAUGUGUGUAUGCUAAAUAUGAAGCUACAGCCAGCAGGCAACUGGUGUAUUUUAGCAUAAAGACUGGAAGAAGGGGCCCUAUCAGCACCUCUAAACUUUAUUAAUUGACAUGUUACACCUUCUUUGUGUAAGCUGUGCAAAAUUAGUACAAAUUCAGGUGGAAACGGGCUUUGGACAGGGUAGCUCUUCCCCCUACUAUGUCUAGCUUCAUAUUGUAUAGACAUGAGAGUAGUAUCUUCUCAAAAUGUUGAAUUAUUACUUUAAAACAUGGCAGGGUGUCUAACUGAACAUGUUUUUUGCCAUGUCUGGCUUUGUUGUCACCAUUUUGCCGUCUUCCCCGAUAUUAACAAUCAGUUUUAAUGAGUACAGUGUUAUCCUAACAGAUAGGUAUGAAAAUAAGACACAAGUUGUAAUAAUUAGUAAUUCAUCCUUUCAAUUUCCCAUUAAAUUCAGACUACUACUGCCCUGUUUUCCUUCUGUAUCUUGUGCUCACAUAGUUGGGCCUACCUUCUUUCUUUUCCUUAUUUGGAAACUAUUUAAAGAGCUCUUUGGCUGAAAGGCUAAACAGACUUUAAAGGGGAUCUCUUCCCUUAACUUUCAUCUAUGUGGCUAAUUCUCAGAGAGCCUCCUUUCUGUCAACAAUAAGACCUUUUCUUUGUGCUACAGAGGAGACAGACUAAUGGGUAAUUUAAAAAGUCAGCUCACUGUGAAAUAACACCAGAGAGGGAGCAUUUAUUGCAUCUGUGUGUGUGUGUGUGUGUGUGUGUGUGUGAGACAUAAAACAAGGUAGAAACAAAGCAAAGGCACGGCCUUUAACUUCAGAACAGGAUGUAACACCACAAAUGCAACACAGCACUGGCACGGUGUAGCUAAUGUACCAUGCAGCUUAUAAUGGACUUUUUACUGCAGGCGUUUUGUGGAAGGACACUUUUAGAAACUUCAUUGAUGACCCGGGGUCUAUCAGUUAAAUCUGUAAAUAUAGUGUAGCUGUAAGCACCAGGGUGGGCUCGGGCCAUGCGGGCUCAUGUGAACACAGACUAAUCCUCUUCAUUAAAAAACAGCAGGUGUGUGCAAAUGCUGUUAGCCCCUGCGACCCCUAAAUUAAACCCUGAACUCUCAGAAGCAAAAACACUCUCCACUCCCUUUUCAUCUUGUAUCAACAGAGGUGCGUUGAAGGGGGGUGUGGGCACCGAAAAAUGACCAUCUUAGAUACUUAUUAUAACAAUAUUAAAGAACCAUACAAGGGGUUUUGUACAUUUUACCUAUUUAAGUACAAAUCAGAGGCAACCAUUUUUAAAUUCAGGGCAUAAAGUUACGUUUGUAUGUAUUUUCCCUACUGUUCCUGACUGCCAUUGGUUUCCAUUUAAUUUCAUAGAGAGAAUGAGUCUACAAACCAGGGCUAAAAUGAGAGCGAGCAUAGGAGUGUACAACUUUCGAGUGCGACUUCAAAUAUGAAUGGGAGGAAGGUAUAUCUGAGGUCACAUUUAAGAAGUAAGCUGCCAAUCUGACCAGAGGGGGCUCAGUUCACCUGGCUCGGGUUACACAGAUGUGGACAGGGAGGGUGAAGAGAGACUGAAUUUCCUGCAGCUGAGACAAGGAAAGGGGGGAAGGGGGAGGGAGGCUGACCUCGUCUCCCAGAGCUUGCAAAGUUUAGAUCUCAGGAAUAAGGAGGGGUGGGAAGAGUGAGGGGGGCUUUGAUAGCUCUGUUCCACUGGCAGCAGCUCAUGUGACCUAUAUUCUCCUGCUAGCUCAACAACAUUGUUAGCCAAAGAGGAAACCUUAGCUUACAGUAGGUGACAGUCCCUUUUUAGGACUGUAAGUGCUUUGCUGGUAGUAGUGUAUGUACCAGAGGUGGGACCAAGUCAAGUCUUUGCCCUCAAGUCCUAAGUCAAGACUGACGGGUCCAUAGUCAAGUCCAAAGUCCUAAACUUUGAGUUUCAAGUUCUAAACAAGUCAUAAUGCACUCUUCACCAAAUGUAAUGCCAUUUUACAACAGUAUGAACAAAACAAAAUCAUCUUUGGUAUAAUCUUUUCCGAUUUUCUCUCAGUAACGUCUUCAUCGUUCCCUCUCGCAACUUGAUUGGAUGCUGUUGGAUUGGUUCAAAACGUGUCGACUUGCAGAAAAUUACAGAACUUCAAUAUUCCUGACACACUUUUUAAAUAACAAACAAGUGCAGGUGAAGUCACAAGUCACUGUUGUCCAAGUCUUUUUUGAUUUUAAGUUGAGUCUAAAGUCUUCAAACUCAUUACUUGAGUCUGACUUGAGUCUACACCUCUGGUAUUCCCCUCAUGACUUGUUUUAAAGCCCUGCAUAUUAAUUCUAGUUGUGCCUCACAAGUGGUAGCAGUAUUGGUACAUCUGUCUGUCUAUUUUGGCAGUCAUUUUGACGGUAUGUUGGCAGACAGCGCAGAUACAAAACACUACUGCUGUUAGGCCUCCAGCACGAGAGGUGAAGACAGGUUGAGGUGAGACACCUGCCCAGACAGAGUCAACAGGACACCUGUACUGAAAGGAAGAAAAGGAAGAGCAUUAUCAGCCGUCACCAGAGGUCUGGAGAUUGAUCUGUGGCCAGUCGAUAGUGGUUGCCGGGAAACGGUGUCCUGUGUCCAUCGCUCACCUCCUCAUCAUCGGGUUGGCGGUGGGGGGGGGGUUGGCGGACACAGCUAAUCAGCGUUAAAAGCAACCCCAACCCCCUCUCCUCUCCUGUCCUGCUCUUCCAUCGCUUCCUACAGGCACAUCAACGAGUACUUAGACAGCGUAGCGUCUGGACAGGCUCAGAAAAUGCUGACUCAUUGCACUAGACACAACGUUGUGCACAGAGUUCGUCCUUAUCAACACUCCUCUUCUCGUCUGCAACCCCCACACAGAGAGCCCAGAGGGAGUUAACCACUUCAAAGCUCAAGUAACCACUUCAAAGUUAAAAAAGUCGAGCGUACCUGAGUUUGCUUUACUUGAAAUCACAGUUUGGGUGAUUCAGCAGUUUGGGAGAUUCUCUGUGAGGUGACACUGAAGGGAGAUUGAAUUUAAUGCAGUUCAUUGUCUCUGGGCACAAAGCAGAGGAGAAGGAGUGAAAGGUUAGAAAAGAAAUCUGAAAUCUGUCGACGCUGAUUGAUGCAUGUUUGUGUGUGUGUGUCGAGGUGUUCAGUUAAUCAGCUCCACUCUCCAUAAGCAAGGCCUGUUUUCUGACUGUAAAUCUCCCACACUCCCUCCAUGCCCUCCCCUCCGCAUACUCAGCCCAGCCCUCGAAGCCCGAGGGGAUCAUAAUAACAACAAUGGCCUUCUCUCUCUCUCUCUCUCUCACUCUCUUUCCCUCCCCCCCUCUAUUUUCUCUCUCCCUAAUACGCACACACACAAACACAUUAUUGUCUUCCCUAACCUCACCUUCCUUCCCACCUCCCCCCCUUAUGAAACUAGUCCAGGCCAAGGUCCACAGCAGAGCCUGUUUUUAGAUCCACCUCCUUGUUCAGCAACAUUUAACACUGUUGGAAGUAUUCACAAAAAAA
Messenger RNA from Morone saxatilis (striped sea-bass), 7707 nucleotides. RefSeq names its product matrix metallopeptidase 15b (gene mmp15b). Lineage: Eukaryota; Metazoa; Chordata; Actinopteri; Moronidae. The record is from RefSeq and is a predicted model, not a curated record. The coding region runs from base 952 to 2940 and encodes 662 amino acids. Gene Ontology annotation, molecular function: metalloendopeptidase activity; zinc ion binding. Gene Ontology annotation, biological process: extracellular matrix organization; proteolysis; collagen catabolic process. Gene Ontology annotation, cellular component: extracellular matrix. The transcript has 10 exons.